AUGGUAGAGUUUCUCGAACGGGAGGUCUUUCUCAAGUUUUCUCGUCCCCGGAUCAUACUUUCGGAUAAUGGAAAGCAGUUCACUUCACUCGUCUUUCAAGCGCUCCUGGCCAAGCACAAGAUCAUCCACAUGAAAACGGCAUUUUAUUGUCCAAUGGUAAACAACGCUGAGCGCGUGAAUCGUGUGUUGGUGACUUGUAUUCGCGCUUUGUUGGACGAGGAUCACAUAAGCUGGGAUGAGAAUCUACAAGCCAUUGUAGCAGCGAUCAACAGCGCGAAGCAUGAGGUGACUGGUGUGAGUCCGCACUAUGCCAACUUUGGGCGUGAUCUACUGUUGCAUACGGACCUGUACACCCAGCAAGAUCUCAAUACCGCGGAUGACCCUAAGGUUGCACAGGACAUGCGGCUGUCGGCGAUUCGCCGUAUACAGGAGUUCAUCAACAAGCGGAUCAAGAAGAACCAUGAGAAGAAGCAGCAGAAGUACAAUUUGCGGACGAGAACGGUAGCGUUCAAGGUCGGUGAUCUGGUGUGGCGUAGGACGUUCAACCUGUCAUCGAAAGCCGACAAGUUCAACCAAAAGUUAAGUCCGAAGUUUGUACCAGCAGUCGUACGGGAAGUUCUUGGAACCAACCUGUAUACGCUCGAGGAUGUGACCAGUGGAAAGCGCGGCAGGUAUCAUGCCAAGGAUAUCAAGGAGGAUUGA
This is a messenger RNA of Culex quinquefasciatus (southern house mosquito), 702 nucleotides long. RefSeq lists its product as uncharacterized. The record is from RefSeq and is a predicted model, not a curated record. The coding region runs from base 1 to 702 and encodes 233 amino acids. Gene Ontology annotation, molecular function: nucleic acid binding. Gene Ontology annotation, biological process: DNA integration. The transcript has a single exon. NCBI's taxonomy places the organism in Eukaryota, Metazoa, Arthropoda, Insecta, Diptera, Culicidae.